Molecule: messenger RNA, 915 nt
Organism: Gastrolobium bilobum
Lineage: Eukaryota; Viridiplantae; Streptophyta; Magnoliopsida; Fabales; Fabaceae
Product: putative cyclin-D6-1
Exons: 6
Coding region: 1-915 (304 amino acids)
Biological process (GO): mitotic cell cycle phase transition; regulation of cyclin-dependent protein serine/threonine kinase activity
Cellular component (GO): cytoplasm; nucleus; cyclin-dependent protein kinase holoenzyme complex
Molecular function (GO): cyclin-dependent protein serine/threonine kinase regulator activity
Source: RefSeq, a predicted model, not a curated record
AUGGAGUUUGACCUUGAAAACCCUUUAGAAAACUUCCACGACUUUCAUUGUGAUGCUGUCUCUUCCCUCUUCCUCAUUGAAUCUGACCACAUCCCUUCUCAAAAUUACUUUCUGACUCUCAAAGCCAGAGAUAUUGACAUCUUUGUUAGAAGAGAAGUCAUUUCCUUAAUCUCACAGUUGUCCUGCACUUUGGAUCCAGUUUUGUCUUACCUUGCUAUCAACUAUCUUGACCGGUUCAUGGCAAACCAAGGGAUAUUGCAACCGAAGCCAUGGGCUCUCAGGCUUCUUGCAAUCUCUUGCUUUUCUCUAGCUGCCAAGAUGAUGAGAACAGAGUUCUCUGCCACUGAUAUUCAGGCUCUUUUGAAACAAAGUGAUGGUGGCAUCAUAUUUGAGACACAAUCCAUACAAAGAAUGGAAGCACUUAUCUUGGGAGCUCUACAAUGGAGAAUGCGGUCAAUCACCCCCUUCUCUUUCAUAACUUUCUUCAUUACUUUGUCAAGGCUUAAGGACCCACCAAUGGGGCAGGUUCUGAAAGACCGAGCAGCUGAAAUCAUAUUCAAGUCACAAAGAGAGAUAAAGCUUUUGGAAUUCAAGCCAUCUGUAAUUGCUGCAUCGGCACUUCUGUGUGCAUGUCAUGAGUUGUUUCCUUUUCAAUAUCCAUGCUUCUUAAGAGAAAUAUCGGAAUGUUCAUAUGUAAAUAAAGAAAGCAUGGUGCAGUGCUAUAAUGUGCUACAAUAUAUAACCAUCGAGGAGUACGAGUCUGUGUUCAAUGGGGUUUCAAGUUCAGACACACCGGAUAAUGUGUUGGACCAUCAUUUUCUGAGUUCAGAGAGUGAAAAAACCAACGGAAUCACGGUUAAUACUCUUCCACUGAGACAAGAGAAGGACCUCAAAAGAAGGAAAAUCACUGGUUAG